GGGAGCCCCUCCUUCCUUUCCGGCCGCCCGAGCCGGCUGCGGGGCGCUAUAAGGGCCGGGCGGGCACGGGGAUGAGCACCAGCCCCCGACGGCACUCCCCUGACGCCGGCGCUUGGUCGCCCAGCAGCGCCCGCCACCCGGCGCCCUCCAUGGCCGUCUACUGCAGCGAGGCCUUCGGCGUCUAUCCGCAGGCGGGUGCCGCCUCCGCAGCCGCCCCCUCGGGCCCAUCCGGGCAGAGGACUGCGGGCGCCUACGCGCUGGGCGACUACGGGGCGGCGGCGGCGGCGGCGGGCUACUUGUGGGGCGCUCCGUACGGGGCGGGCGGGGGCUCCGGGGCGCCCUUCCCGGGCUACGCGGCGUCGGCGUCGGGGGGCGUCGGCGGGGCGGCGUCGCCGUCGGAGCUGGGAUGGCUGAGCGCGGCCGGGCCGGAGGAGCUUCUGCGCCUGGUGCGGCCGCCCUACUCGUACUCGGCGCUGAUCGCCAUGGCCAUCCAGAGCGCGCCGGGCCGCCGCCUCACGCUCAGCCGCAUCUACCAGUUCGUGGCCGACACCUUCCCCUUCUACCGGCGCAGCAAGGCCGGCUGGCAGAACUCCAUCCGCCACAACCUCUCGCUCAACGACUGCUUCCGAAAGGUGCCCCGCGACGACGACGACCCCGGAAAGGGAAACUACUGGACCUUGGACCCAAACUGUGAGAAAAUGUUUGACAAUGGGAAUUUCCGUCGCAAGCGCAAGAGGCGUUCAGAGAUCAGCGUGCCUAGAGUGGCUUCCCCUACUUCGGCUUUCGGGUUUUUGAAAACAGAGGACCGGCUGCCCAGUACUUCUGCUCCAGGGAAGCCGCCUCCCAGGUGUUCUUCGCCAGAGCGGCAGCCGUCCGCCUCCAAAAGUGCCUCUCCGCCUCUGAUGGUCUCCCCCACACCCAGCUGCCUGGGCACCUUCUUCAGUGGCAUGAACUCGCUGAGCAGCGGAGGAGGCCGCUUGGCCGGGAGCAUUGGCAGUGAGCUGCCUCACAGAAGCCUGUCUGCUGGGCCACUGAGUGCAGGCGGUUUUACGCCUUCUGGCAGUUUCCCUCAGGAAGUCCCUCCCACAGAGCAGUUGCAACGGGUUCCAGGUCCCACCAGUGCCUACUACAGCCCUUUGCACCCUGGCAGCGGCAGCCAGGCCGGCCAGUACAACCACUUGUACAACUUCACCGUUAGCAGCCUCAUCUAUGCUCGGGAGGGCACUGAAGUGUAGGGGGGGUCAUGUUGAUCUCAGGAAAAGGCUCACUGGACAUCCCUGAAGACAUCCCUGAAGACCUUCUCCAGGUCAGCCACCUUCAGUGGUUUUCCCAAGAACAAAAUGCUCUGUGAAAAAAUGCACAGGUACUAAAAGGCUUUUUACAUUGUCUAUGCGUGUUGCCAUAUUGUGGAAGUGAAGGCCAUCUGAUUGAGAUUUUUAAAGUGUUUAAUAUUGAGAUUAGAUUUAAUUAUUAGCGGAUAGCGAGAAAGAGGACCGAGUGUAUAAAAUCAGCCACGGAAACUCAUUUUCCAAUGUUAGGGGGGAAGUGGAGGUCAGCCUCUCUUUCCAAGCAUCAGAGUGUCAAGAGGAACAGAUGAAAACAUUUGAUAAAGUGCCUUAAAUAAUGUAAUGUAAACCUUUUUCAAUUAUGACCUAUUGAAACUACUCCCAGAUCUAUGGGCUCAGCUUUUGAUCGCUGGAUCCCUCCGCUUCAUGCAGCCUGCUGUGCUCCUGAGUCCCUGUGACUGUGGGCCUACAUCUCACUGGAUAAGAGGCAAGCUGUGCAGAAUGCGAUAGACCAAAAAGUGUGGGGUGUGUGGGGUUGAGGGAAUAGAUUGUUUUGUGGACGGAUUUGCUCCUUCCAGUCUUAUAAAUGAACAGAUCUCUGCCAUCAAGUCUCAGACUGAAUUGACUCACAAUUUCUUGGAUGCAGGAUCAAAUGAAUAAAAACGUUCUGGAGGCCAAUAAACUCUGGCAGUUUACCAGAGUUACCUUUAUGGAACUUUGUGGAGGCAUCACAUCCAUUCUUUAUGUGUUGGAGGGCUGUAACCCUCCAACCCUUCAUGGGAAAAAGUUCAAUCCAAAUCAAUGGUCCCAAAAGCUACACAGGUGUCCAGAAGAGGACAGUCCUCUUGGAGCUGUAGGUCGAGUGAUUGCACACCACAGUAAAAACUCCCUGAAUGCAGAAAGGGAGCAUAUUUCAGAGGAGGGGUCUGUGUUGCUCUGUAUCCCCUGUGUGGCUCUGGGAGGCCCUCGCUUCCAUGUGGAGAGUGUGUAAGGUCUGGAAGCCAGUGAUCCAUACCUCCUGGCCCACAGCUGUCCUUCUACCAAAGACACAGUUUUAGCAGGAAAAUGAGAUCUUGCAUCUCUGUCAUAUUUCACUAUGUAAAUUUAGUUUACGUGAAUACGUUAAUAAAUUAUGGCCUCGGAUCUGUACUUAUUUAAAUGUUUUGGUAACAUUUUAAUGGUUUUUGCCUGUUUUUGGUAGCAUUUUAAGGAAAUGUCGGGAAUAAAAGAUUCAGUGUUGUUACUUUUA
Molecule: messenger RNA, 2535 nt
Organism: Sphaerodactylus townsendi
Lineage: Eukaryota; Metazoa; Chordata; Lepidosauria; Squamata; Sphaerodactylidae
Gene: FOXI3
Product: forkhead box I3
Exons: 2
Coding region: 72-1235 (387 amino acids)
Biological process (GO): anatomical structure morphogenesis; cell differentiation; regulation of transcription by RNA polymerase II
Molecular function (GO): RNA polymerase II cis-regulatory region sequence-specific DNA binding; DNA-binding transcription factor activity, RNA polymerase II-specific
Source: RefSeq, a predicted model, not a curated record